Messenger RNA from Colletotrichum karsti, 2844 nucleotides. RefSeq lists its product as uncharacterized. Gene Ontology annotation, biological process: intracellular protein transport; intra-Golgi vesicle-mediated transport; protein secretion. Gene Ontology annotation, molecular function: structural molecule activity. The transcript has 5 exons. The coding region runs from base 1 to 2844 and encodes 947 amino acids. The record is from RefSeq and is a predicted model, not a curated record. Gene Ontology annotation, cellular component: endoplasmic reticulum-Golgi intermediate compartment; endoplasmic reticulum; COPI vesicle coat. Lineage: Eukaryota; Fungi; Ascomycota; Sordariomycetes; Glomerellales; Glomerellaceae.
AUGAGUUACGGCAAGAAAGACGAAGACGCCGACCUGGGCUUGGUCAAGGUGGACAGAACGCAGGUUUUCCAAGAAGGUGAGAUUCUCAAUUUGGGCUCCCGUGGUUUCUUCCUACGCUUCUCCCACCGCGACCCCUUGAGCACCAGGAGCAACACGGAGCGAGACGCCCGCCUUUUCAACAGUUCUCCCAUCCAACCGCGAAGAUGUCGUAUUCUUCUGACCAAACUGUUACUCCUUCUCUACACCGGCGAGAAGUUCCCCACGAACGAAGCGACGACCCUCUUCUUCGGAAUCUCGAAGUUGUUCCAACAUAAAGAUGCCAGUCUUCGACAGACCGUACACCUUGCGAUCAAGGAGUUGGCGCCGUCGGCCGAGGAUAUCAUCAUGGUUACCAGCACCGUGAUGAAGGAUACUGGAGGCAGCACCGAUGCUGUGUUCCGACCCAACGCCAUCCGCGCUCUGUGCCGCAUUAUCGACGCGACCACUGUUCAAUCCAUUGAGCGAGUUAUGAAGACGGCAAUUGUCGACAAGAACCCCUCCGUAUCGUCCGCCGCCCUCGUUUCCUCCUACCACCUUCUCCCGAUCGCCAAGGAUGUCGUCCGCCGCUGGCAGAGCGAGACUCAGGAGGCGGCGGCCUCCACCAAGUCCUCCGGCGGCUUCUCCCUCGGCUUCUCCUCCUCGAGCGGGCAAUUGCCUGCGAACAACUCCACCAUGCCCCAAUACCACGCGAUUGGUCUCCUGUACUCGAUGCGCAUGCACGACCGCAUGGCGCUGGUCAAGAUGGUUCAGCAGUUCGGUGCGGCCGGUGCCGUCAAGAGCUCUGCCGCGAUCGUUAUGCUCGUUCGUCUGGCUGCCCAGCUCGCCGAGGAGGACCCGUCGCUCAGGAAGCCCAUGAUGCAGCUGCUGGAUGGCUGGUUGCGCCACAAGAGCGAGAUGGUCAACUUCGAGGCUGCCAAGGCCAUCUGCGACAUGCGGGAUGUCACCGACGCCGAGGUGUCCCAGGCCGUCCACGUUCUCCAGCUGUUCCUCACCUCCCCUCGCGCUGUCACCAAGUUCGCCGCUCUCCGUAUCCUCCACAACUUCGCCUCCUUCAAGCCGAACGCCGUCAACGUCUGCAACCCCGACAUCGAGCUCCUGAUUUCUAACAGCAAUCGAUCGAUCGCCACGUUUGCCAUCACUACCCUCCUCAAGACCGGCAACGAGGCUAGCGUCGACCGCCUGAUGAAGCAGAUCUCUGGUUUCAUGUCCGAGAUUACCGAUGAGUUCAAGAUCACGAUUGUCGAGGCCAUCCGCACGCUGUGCUUGAAGUUCCCCAGCAAGCAGGCUGGUAUGCUUGCUUUCCUCAGCGGUAUCCUCCGCGACGAGGGUGGCUACGAGUUCAAGCGCGCCGUUGUCGAGAGCAUGUUCGACCUGAUCAAGUUCGUACCGGAAUCCAAGGAGGAUGCGCUCGCCCAUCUCUGCGAGUUUAUCGAGGACUGCGAGUUCACCAAGCUCGCCGUCAGAAUCCUGCACCUUCUCGGUCUCGAGGGACCCAAGACUUCCCAGCCGACCAAGUACAUUCGCUACAUCUACAACAGAGUGGUCCUGGAGAACGCCAUCGUCAGAGCUGCCGCGGUUACCGCCCUCGCCAAGUUCGGCGUUGGCCAGAAGGACCCCGAGGUCAAGCGCAGUGUCGAGGUUCUCCUCACCAGAUGUUUGGACGAUGUCGAUGACGAGGUCAGAGAUCGUGCCGCUCUCAACCUCAGACUCAUGCACGAGGAUGACGAGGUUUCGGAGAAGUUUGUCAAGAACGACAGCAUGUUCUCUCUGCCGUACUUCGAGCACCAGCUCGUCAUGUACGUCACAUCCGAGGACAAGUCUGCGUUCGACACGCCAUUCGAUAUCUCUCAGAUCCCUGUCGUCACUAGGGAGCAGGCUGAUGCCGAGGACCGCACCAAGAAGCUCACAGCGACUGCUCCAUCGCUCAAGCCUCCCAAGGUCGGCCCCACGAAGUCUGCUGCUGGUGGCGCGGAGGCUGCCGCAUCAGCCACGGCUGCUGCCCAGCGUUACGCUCAGGAGUUGAUGCAGAUCCCCGAGAUGAAGGAGUUUGGCAGCGUGCUCAAGUCGUCGCCUGUUGUCGAGCUCACCGAGUCCGAGAUGGAGUACGUCGUCACCGUUGUCAAGCACAUUUUCAAGGAGCACAUUGUGUUCCAGUACGAGAUCAAGAACACUCUCCAGGCUACCGUUCUGGAGAACGUGUCAGUGGUCGCAACACCAUCCGAAGAGGAGGAGCUCGAGGAGGUCUUCAUCAUCCAAGCCGAGAAGCUCCCUACGGACGAGCCCGGCAAGGUUUACGUUGCGUUCAAGAAGGUUGGCGGAGAGGGAUCUAUGCCCGUCAGCAGCUUCUCCAACAUCCUCAGAUUCACCAGCAAAGAGAUCGACCCAACGACGAACGAGCCGGAGGACACUGGUUACGACGACGAGUACGAGGUGGCCGAGUUCGAUUUGUCAGGCAGCGACUACGUCGUCCCGACGUUCGCCAGCAACUUCAACCACAUUUGGGAGCAGGUUGGCGCGGCCGGCGAGGAGGCCGAGGAGACGUUGCAGUUGAGCAGCAUGAAGAGCAUCGCAGAGGCAACGGAACAACUGGCGAAGGUCUUAUCUUUGCAGCCUUUGGAGGGCACAGACGUGCCUGUCAAUCAGACAACGCACACUCUCAAGCUUCUGGGCAAGACUGUUGGUGGUGGCAGAGUAGUUGCCAACGUCAGGAUGGCGUACUCAUCCAAGUCUGGCGUUACGACCAAGAUUACAGUCCGCAGCGAGGAAGAGGGCGUGGCGUCGCUUGUUGUUGCAUCUGUUGCUUAA